Messenger RNA from Xiphophorus maculatus (southern platyfish), 1805 nucleotides. RefSeq names its product V-set and transmembrane domain-containing protein 2-like protein. The transcript has 4 exons. The coding region runs from base 183 to 812 and encodes 209 amino acids. The record is from RefSeq and is a predicted model, not a curated record. NCBI's taxonomy places the organism in Eukaryota, Metazoa, Chordata, Actinopteri, Cyprinodontiformes, Poeciliidae.
UGUCUGAACGCAGCAUCUCCUCCCGCUCAGGCAGGAGCGUCAGCCCUGUGUUUUGCUCCAGAUCCAGCUGUGUAUGUGGGCGUGUGUACGAGAGUGAGUGUCAGCGGGGAGAUCAGCUGCUAUCCCUGCUCUCUUCCUAAUGUCACAGUUUAACUCAGCUGCUUGAAACACCGGCUGCGGCUAUGGGAGCCUUUGGAUUGAUCAUGAGGAUUUUACAGUACGCGGGACUUUACGUUCAACUUAACGCGGGUCUGCGUGACGGAUAUGUAAAGGUGGAUAAUCGCAUCUCUGGAAAUGCUCUGUUUACAGAGGUUCCUCAUGACGUUACGGCACAGAUCGGUGAAGACGUGGAGAUGGCUUGCUCCUUCCAUGGGGCAGGCUCUCCCUCAUUCUCCCUGGAGAUCCAGUGGUGGUACAUCAGGAACCACAAAGACUCACAAGGGUUGGCCUCACAAAUCUCUAACACAGUUGGGACUCUCGAGGAAAUGCCGAAAGAUGCCACCAAAAUUAGUGUGGUAAAAGUGGCUGGUAGCAACAUCUCCCACAAACUCCGUCUCUCCGGUGUGAAACCAGCAGACGAGGGCACCUAUGAGUGCCACGUCAUCGACCACAGCGGCCCUGUGGAGCAGCGCUACCGUGUCCAGGCCUACCUCCGAGUGGAGCCAGACAGGCUUCAGGAGUCUGAUGGUGCUCAGCUUCAGGAACUCGAACACCCCUCAAGGGGGAGUCGCUCGCAGCAGAACAACGACCGGGAACUGAGGAAGAGAUCCGCUCACGCUAUUCCUGACUGCAGGGGGCGCUGUGUCCUUUAGAGUGGGAAUUCUGUCUGUCUGCAUGUUCAUGGGUUUCCUCUGUUAAAACCACCAGUGUGUAUUGGUUACCACACUAGUGGCUCUUUAUUUCUUGAAGGAUAUUCUGUGCUUAAUGAUUUGACUUUUUGCUUUAUCUUAUUGCUUGGAAGCCAGUGUUGGUGGAUGUUAUUUAAAGGGUUUUGUGUACCAGUACAUUUUCUGUUCUUAUUGUUCUUUCUUUAUUUCUAUGUGCUUUUUGCUUUAAAAUUAUGUAACUGCUAGCAACUGCAAGUAAUGAAUAAAGUGAACUUUUUUCUGUUAUUUUAUGAUAAAAAAAAAACAGCAAUGCAGAAAUUAUUAAUGCAUUUGCAGGAAAUGGAGUUGGAACCAGGUUUUUUGGGUUUUUACCUUUUACUUAAGUUGUCUUUAACUGACACACAACAGGAUUAUCAGUGUUAUUGUAAAAAUGCUUUAAAAAAGAAAGCAUAUUUAUUUUUGUUCUUCUGGAAACUAAGAAUGAGUCACAGUCAAUUUAGAGUAAACAGUAUAUCGUUUGACUUUAAACCAUGUGUCCUCUAAUCACCUCGGGUUUUAAGAUUUGUUUCUACAUAUCAAGCUGACCAUAAGCACUUUACUGUUAGUAAUGUUAUAGCUGCCAUUAUUCACAGUAUCAAUUUGUGUCUCCACUUUAACAGAGCAUGUAAUUUUAUGCUCGACUUGAAUUGUGUUAUUUGUGCAGCUGUUAUUUUUUCUGUAAAUGCAUUAUUCAAAUGUUAUGUUCUCUUCUUGUUUGGUGAUCUUGCUUGGUUCCUGAUUAAUUAAAUGAUCAAUAAGAAAUUACAGGCCAGAAGAUAGCUAUCUAACAUUUUUAUAUCCUUGACUCAACAACCAAAACGCAUCUAUUGUUGAGGGUUACGGAUAGACUCUAUGGGAAGAAAAUAGUGACAGAAAUCUUGAAUGUAAAUGAAUUGCUCAAUUAGUGGCUAAUAAAGGCACCCUCUUUUAUCUGCUUUG